Molecule: messenger RNA, 1268 nt
Organism: Didymodactylos carnosus
Lineage: Eukaryota; Metazoa; Rotifera; Eurotatoria; Philodinida; Philodinidae
Source: the annotation of a GenBank genome assembly
UUCUGAAUCAACAUUGAAAACUGAUUUAGAAAAGAUUUUCAAUUCCUUUCCGAGGUAUACCUCAGAAAGGAAUUGAAAAUCUUUUCUAAAUCAGUUUUCAAUGUUGAUUCAGAAAAUAUAGUUCGAACCUUCCAUCUUACAAUACAAGCUCAAAAAGUCAAUUUCAUCAUACAGGACGGUUUGGGGUAUUUUUGAGGUCCUCUCAGUAAUUUGAGUUUUUCUCCAUGAAGAAAUGGCUUUUGGGGACUCGGAAGGUGUUAUUCGUAAUUAGCUCGUUAAGCUGAAUCUGAAUAUACAUAAUAAUGCCAAAAAAAAAAGUUUCACUUGAAGUUUGGAUUACGUGCAUCCUAAAUACAAUUUUUUUCACAUACAAACAAACACGUGUAUGAAGUUGUAUAAAAAUACAUCUUCUGAUACUGUUGUAGAAUAUAGUUUCAUAAAGCCUAGUUUUAUGUCAUAAAGAUUCUGGAUGUCAUAGGCAUAUUGUUUUACUUGAAAUUAAAAAACAACAACAACGUCAAACAUCAAACACUUUUAACUGCAUGGCAAUGUUAAAUGUUGUUGUCAGUGAUGAUGAGGAGUCCCUAGCUCAAAGCCUGGGUUACAAAGUUGAGACAUUAAUUACUGAAUUACUAUAUUCUUCCCAGUCGUCUACAAAAAGCUAUGUCACAAUUGGUCUAUCUGGUGGCAGUUUAAUCAAAAUUUUAUCAAACAUUCUCCCCUAUCUUGCUCUUCCAUGGGCUAAAAUACGAUUUUUCUUUGUUGAUGAACGUUUUGUACAAUUUACAUCCGAAGAUUCAACUUAUCACUUGUAUAAUAAACUAUUUCGACAAUUGCCAUUAACAGAGAAGAAUAUUUGUAAAAUAAAUCCACAAUUAGAGAAUGUUGAACAAUGUGCCAAAGAUUACGAACAAAAAUUAAAAGAGUUAUUAAAUGAAGACGAAGAUCAAACGUUUGACAUUUUAUUGUUGGGUAUAGGUCCCGAUGGUCAUACAGCUAGUCUUUUUCCAAAUCAUUCCGUCUUGAACGUCAGUGAUUGCUUAGUGACGUAUGUCAAAGAUAGUCCUAAACCACCUUCGGAACGUGUUACAUUAACCAUGUCUACCAUAAACAAAUCAAAAUAUAUCUUAAUUUGUGUCACUGGUGGAUCAAAAGCUCAAAUUGUAAAGGAAGUAAUUAAAGAUAAAAAUAAUCAAUAUCCAAUUGGACAAGUACGGGAAAAAAAUGUAUUCUGGUAUUUAGAUCAGGAAGCAGCAAGUCAAAUAUAG